AUGAUGAAACUCCAUGCAAUCCACCUAUUUUUCAUCGCCAUUUCCACUUUUACUCUUUUCAUUUUCAUCGCCCUCUCCUAUUUUUACGCUGAAAUUGCGCAUUUGCACCGAAGUGCCGAGAGUGCGCUCCAAGAUUUCGAGGUAGUCAAAUGACAUGAAAAAUUGAAUAAAAGUGGAAAUUUUCAGAACUUCGAAAGAUUAUCGUGGAAUGAUUUGCAAGUGCUCAUGAUUUCGUGGAAUACCCGAGAAAAGAGGUGAGUGCAAAAAAUUUGAACUUUUAUGUAGAAGGCUUAUCCAGAUGGGUAAAAAUGAAAAAAAAUCGAUUUUCACUCUGCUAAAUGAAAAAAAAACCCGUAAUUUUUGCAGGAAAGCGCGUAAAAAGUCGCGGCGUUCUUCCUCGGCGGUCCCAUUGGCGCCUUCACGACCGUCAAUCCGUCCGCCCGAGUGCCCAUCGGGCGCACCAGGCCUUCCGGGUCGUCCGGGCCUCGACGGAGAGCCCGGAGUGGACGGUGUGCCCGGAAAAGACUGGCUUUUUAUGGAACUGCUGAGCGAAUCGUGCACACAAUGCCCGGCCGGCCCUCCCGGAGAACCCGGAAUGGACGGCUCCGAGGGAAUUCGGGGACCGCCUGGAAGUUUAGGCCCGCCGGGUCCAAACGGGGAAAACGGGGCGAUGGGCGAAGUGGGUCCGGCUGGGCAGGAAGGACCACCCGGGGAAGUCGGAGAGGACGGAAUCGAUGGAAUGGCGGGGCUGGUGACGAUGAAAAUAAUGAAUAGCCGGGGUACGAAAGGAUCUGUCGGCGCUCCGGGUCUUCAGGGCCAGCCUGGAAUGACCGGGAUUACCGACAAAGGUGGGGGAGAAAGAAUUAAGGAAAACUAUGCGAAAUUGCAGCAAUCAUUGGAUCUCCUGGAAUCCAGGGAGCGCCCGGAAAAUCUGGAGCCAGUGGAAAACCAGGAACUGAUGGAAAUGUAAGCACAUCGCUUUUAGCCGCAGAAAAUUAAAAUUAUUCUUCAUUUUUAGAUUGGAAUUCCCGGCGAGCCAGGGGUCGACGCGACAUACUGUCCAUGCCCGAACAGAUCGUUCGAAGUUCAACGGAUGGUUCCACCCGCCGCCGAAAAGAAGUACUCGUACGACUAUUACGAGUUUGAGGCGGCGAAGAGAAAGAAAAAGUCGAUACUCAAAAACCGAAUAAGAUUCUUGAUUUGA
Caenorhabditis sp. 36 PRJEB53466 is the source of this 1204-nucleotide messenger RNA. Lineage: Eukaryota; Metazoa; Nematoda; Chromadorea; Rhabditida; Rhabditidae. The record is from the annotation of a GenBank genome assembly.